Grammomys surdaster is the source of this 756-nucleotide messenger RNA. Its product is annotated as probable inactive serine protease 58. Gene Ontology annotation, biological process: proteolysis. Gene Ontology annotation, molecular function: serine-type endopeptidase activity. The record is from RefSeq and is a predicted model, not a curated record. The transcript has 5 exons. The coding region runs from base 1 to 756 and encodes 251 amino acids. NCBI's taxonomy places the organism in Eukaryota, Metazoa, Chordata, Mammalia, Rodentia, Muridae.
AUGAAGACUUUUUUCAUCUUCACUCUCUUGAGUCUACUAGCAGCUUAUUUUCCAGAAGUCAUUAUGAAAGAAGAUCACAAUUCAGAUGAAUACGUACAUGAUAAUUUUAAUGUUCCUUAUAUGGUGUAUCUGCAGUCCAGCCCAGAGCCUUGUGUCGGAACUCUCAUUGAUCCUCAGUGGGUGCUCACUGCUGCUCACUGUUCCUUACCAACUAAAAUCCGACUGGGAGUUUACCGACCCAACAUCAAAAAUGAGAAGGAACAGAUAUGUGGUUACUCAGUGACUGUAGUCCAUCCUAAUUUUGAUGCAAAAAUCCUGAAAAAUGACUUGAUGCUGAUAAAACUCUCAUAUCCUGCUACUAUCAAUAUGUAUGUGGGGACUAUAGCCAUAGCUAUGGAACCAAUGAUAUUUAAUGAAACCUGCUUCAUACCCACAUGGACCUGGAGUAACUACAAAAACUUUAGUGAUCCUGACAUCUUGACAUGGAUAAAUGAGUAUUCUCUUUCCCCAAGUGACUGCUGGAACGUUCUCCAUCGACAGAGAAAAGAAACAAGAAUGAACAUUAUGUGCAUAGGAAAUUCAUUCAAUACUAUAUCUGCAACUAAGGAAGUCUCGGCUGCUCCAGCCAUCUGCAAUGGGAGGUUGCAUGGAAUAUUGGCCUGGGGGAAAGCAGGUAUAACCAAGGGAAGCGGAGGCUUCUUCACUGCAAUUCAUCCCUACGGAAGAUGGAUCUUAAAAAUGAUGGAAUCAUACUGA